AAAGUGGCCCAGGUUAGCAACAAAUCUGUAAAAUUGUUUUCAAGGUUCGUAAAACCCUAGUAUAUAAAUUCGCUAUUCAAUUUUUGCUACCUUUCAACUCUUCGUUGUAGCCUCUCUUCCUCUAAGGUUAGCUUCUCACUUUUCUGCACAGUUCCGAAACCUUAUACUCGACAAUCGCUCUUUCACAGCUCCAAGGAGAUCUGAUCAAAAAUCUAUAAAGGUUUGACGAUAAUCGUUGAAGUUUAAGUCAAUGGCAGAAUCUACUCAGAUGGAAAUUCAGUCUGCAACUGAACCUAUGCCAAUGCCGGCUAAGCCAAUCUUUAAGCCAUUAAAGGCUCAUGAGAUGUCUGAUGGGAAGGUUCAGUUCAGAAAGGUAUCCGUCCCACCAAACCGGUACUCUCCUCUCAAGAAAGCUUGGUUAGAUAUCUACACACCGGUCUACGACCAGAUGAAAGUUGACAUACGGAUGAAUCUCAAAUCCCGCAAAGUCGAACUCAAAACACGAGCCGACACACCCGACGUCAGUAAUCUUCAGAAGUCUGCGGAUUUCGUACAUGCUUUCAUGCUAGGUUUCGAUAUCCCUGAUGCUAUUUCGCUUCUGAGAAUGGACGAGUUGUAUGUAGAAUCUUUUGAGAUCAAGGAUGUGAAGACCCUUAAAGGAGAGCAUCAGUCUCGAGCUAUUGGAAGAUUGUCAGGGAAAGGAGGAAAGACAAAAUUUGCUAUUGAGAACUCUACAAAGACUAGGAUUGUGAUUGCAGACACGAGGAUUCAUAUCUUAGGAGCUUUCUCUAACAUUAAGGUCGCAAGGAAUUCGUUGUGCAGUCUGAUUAUGGGAUCUCCAGCUGGUAAGGUUUACUCCAAGCUCCGAGCAGUCUCUGCCAGAUUAGCAGAAUGAAUCAAUUUUCUCUAAAAUGAUAUGGGUUUGAUAUGUUUGGAGAAUGUUUACAAUUUUGUAUGAAAUUUUGCAUAAGAAAACAUUAGAAAAGUUUUUAUUGUCAAUGUAUAACAAUAUUAUUGUUGUCUAUGUAAUUUUUUAAUUGA
Eutrema salsugineum is the source of this 1041-nucleotide messenger RNA. Its product is annotated as RNA-binding protein pno1. The transcript has 2 exons. Gene Ontology annotation, cellular component: nucleolus. Bases 251 to 895 code for a protein of 214 amino acids. Lineage: Eukaryota; Viridiplantae; Streptophyta; Magnoliopsida; Brassicales; Brassicaceae. Gene Ontology annotation, molecular function: RNA binding. The record is from RefSeq and is a predicted model, not a curated record.